Molecule: messenger RNA, 175 nt
Organism: Dentiscutata erythropus
Lineage: Eukaryota; Fungi; Glomeromycota; Glomeromycetes; Diversisporales; Gigasporaceae
Source: the annotation of a GenBank genome assembly
UUUUGGAGAAAAAAACAACAAUGUGACUUCAGAAGAGAAAAAACUAUCAGAUUGUUGCAAGAAGCAGAAUAUAGAUCAAAUUGAUAAGAACAAAAUUAAAUUCAAAAUUGAAUCAUGCCCUAUAGAAAAUCUCAAGAAAAUCCACACAAACGCAACUUCACAGUACAGGAUUUAA